GAAAGAGGAUGAAUGCAGCGCGCCGUGGCCGCUCCACACGGGCUGAUGCCGAACUAGGACUCGAUCCGUUUUAAAGGCAUGAGCCAUGAGCCAAAGUCGCCAUCAUUAGGCAUGAUCUCCACGGCAACGCGCACCACAGCAACCAUCAGCCCUCUCACCCCAUCCCCCAUCAACGGAGUGGUGUUGGCCAAUGGAAACCCGGCGUCCCAGUCCGCGCACUCUGGAUUUGCUGCCGCUCUCCGUAAACUGGCCAAGCAGGCGGAAGAACCCCGAGGCUCAGCUUCCAUCAGUGGUGAGUCAUCACCUGUUUCUUCCCCGGCCACCAAUCACAGUUCUCCUGUGGGCACGCCCAAGCGGGGUCCCCUGGGGUCAGGGGCGGGGUUAGGGGCUCUCCCCGGGGCCCACAGUGUGUCCAGCACCCCACCCGUGGUCACCAUCGCCCCCACCAAAACCGUCAAUGGGCUUUGGAGGAGUGAGGGGAGACAGGCUGAAGCUGUACUGAGAGGAGCCGGACGAGGGCGUCUGGCCUCGGACCCGCCCACGUCUGCCCAGGACAAGAGCACCACCUCUCUCCCUCCUCACCUGGUGGGGGCGGCCUUCCCUUUUGGCCUGAGCCCCAGUGCAGUGAUGCAGGACCCUCGUCUGCAAGCCCUUAAUUUGUCACGACAGGUGCCUCACGUCCUGCAGUCGGGGGCGGUGCCAGAGGAAUACCUGCGCAGUGGGUUCCGCCCCUACGGCUCUGCCGAGGAGCUGCGUGUGUCCUCGCUCCCCCUAGGGCUGGACCCUGGUACUGCAGCUUACUUCCACUCAGGAUAUCUCUCUCACCCCACGCUUUCUGCCUACAGAAUGGAUGAGUCCCUCUGUUUAUCUGCCCUGCGGUCACCCUACUACCAGCUGCCAGCGGGGGGAGCCUUGCCAUCUCUCCAUCCUUCUGCGGCCCACCUCCACUUGCCAGGGGUGCGCUACCCAGCAGACCUUACCCAUCAGUCCCUGUCUGCCCUGCAGACUGAGAGGCUGCAGAUGGAAGACAAUCUUCGCCAGCGUGAGAGGGAAAGGGAGCGAGAUAAGGAGAGAGCUCUCGAGGCUGAGCGAGAACGGGAACGAGAGAAGGAGAGAGAGAGGGAGAGAGAGAGGGAGCUGGAACGACAAAAAGAGAGAGCGAAAGAGCGAGAGGCCCAAGUGGUGCGGGCGAUGGAGAAGAACUGUAGGAGGCAGGAGCUGCACACCCUGUCUCCCAGACAGCACGGCGAGGACAGAGCCAAGCUGGGGGACAGACUGACAGCACACCGUGCAGAGAAGACCAAAGAGGCCUCAGCUCUGGCUCCUCAGCCCCUGCAGCCUGGUGUGUAUCCGUUGGUGUGUGGCCCCGCCCCCCAACACGCCCCCUACCCCUCACCCAGCCCGCUGCUCUCUCCGUGCGGUUGCUUGGGGCCCGGCGGCGGGGCCGUGCAGGGCUCACUGGCCGCCACGCUGUUCCAGCGCCGCGGGGAGGAGGAGAGGUGGAUGGCCAGGCCGCAGAGGCUCCGCGCCGAAACCGAGGACAGGCCGGGCCCCGCGCCCGAACCCCGACAGCACGGCCCGGAGCUGGGCGCCGAGCCCCGGGAGGCGCACAGGAACGGGCAGAGAUCUAACUCACACCACCUGGACAUGAGUGUCAGAGACCUACCUCACCACUUGGGGGCACCACCUCCUCUCAUCUCCCCCAGACCCAGCCAGCGAGACCACCCUCCUAAUCCUCCCACCACUCUGUGGAACCCUGCCUCCCUCAUCGACUCUCCCUCGCACACACGUCGAGGGUACGACCCGCCGAACCGCGCUCCCCCGGGGCUAAUGAAGCCUGAGCGGAGCGAGGAGGGGCACAGGAGGCCAGAGUGCCCAGAGAGAGGCCCUCCUCCACGUACACAUGCCCUCCUCGAACCUGGUGCCUUCCUCACGGAUAUGGAGAAGUCGACGCAGAGCAUUCUGAACCAGCGGAGGGCCUCUCUCUGUGUCUCUGGCCCCUGCGGAGAGCCCCGGGGCCCUAAAAGAGCAGGCUCUCCCAUCAGGGCCACCCUGCAGAGCCCUGGUCGCGCCACGGAGUCCGGGAUGGUGUACGACCAGGCACUGCAGCAGCACAGGAAACUCCUUAGCAAGCUGGACUUGGAGGAGAAGAGACGUAGGGAGGCCAGAGACAAGGGUUAUUAUCACAACGACUCCUCUGAUGAGAGCGAUGAAGAGGAGAUGCGAGCCCACCUCCAGAGAGUGGCGAAGCAGCCCCCUCUCAAACUGGACCAGUCGAAGAAGAAACUGGACUUCCUGAGCGUGUUCGGCCUCACCACUCUCUCCCAACGCGACAAGCUACUGGAGAGGAAGAGGAGGAAGAGGAGGAGGAUGAUGAAGGAGCGCAGCCCCUCCCCAGGGCCAGCGCAGGGCAAGCGUCAGACACCUUGGACGGCUGCCCGCCCCCUCACCACGCGCUACUCUCCCGAAGAGAUGGACAGGGGGCCCGAAUUAGAGGACAAGAAACACUUCCUCAAUAUGUUCAACCUCAACCAUGUCAGCACAGAGCAAAGGAUAGAGAAAGAGAAAGUAGUAAAUUUGCUAAAUGCCAUUAAACAGAAAGCGGUGACUCUCGACACACUGCGAUAUGCCACAGACACACCCUGCUCCAGUCCCCCUGUAGCUUCUGAUCUUGCGGUGCGUUCCACUCCCUGCCAGUCGAAUGGCGUGACCUGCCCAGAUUCGCCGCGGCCCCCCUCGACACCCGGUCCUCACAGGCCCCUGCACCCUGACCUCCACAGACCCCCAUCUGAGCCUCCACACCCUAAAGAGCCUCCUCCACUAGCCCCUCUCCACAGCCAGGCUCACUAUGGAGAGGCUCACCCCAACAGGAGGCCCCCUGGCCUGCAGGCCAACGGCAGGCCCGCCCCCGGCGCGCCCAGGGAGCGCGGCCCCGUGCCAAACGGACUGAGCAGCGGGGCCCGGCCCUGGGAGAGCCUCAGCGCUGAGGAGUUCGCCCAGCACUUCCACCAAUCCGUGCUGCAGUCCACGCAGAAAUCCAAGCAGAAGCACAAAGGUGUCCCUGGACUGGCUGAGUCCAACCAUAAGGUUAACAACUCCAUGCGCUAUAACCCUCCAGACCACCAGGGGCCACCGAGCAGGUUGCCUUACUCUUACACCAACGGCCACUCCUGCUACUCCCCAGCCCACCGUGGGCCUUCAGGGUUGAGUGACGAGCACUCUGCUGAGGAAGAGUCCAGCGAGGAAGACAACAAUGACGAAGAAGAGUCUUACAGUCCCAAAUGGAAGGGUAUCGAGGCCAUAUUCGAAGCAUAUCAGGAGUACGCAGCUGAGAGAAGUCUAGAGAGUGAGGUUCUGCAGACCGAGUGCAGGAGGCUGGAAGCUCAACACUAUCAUCUGAGUGUGACAGCCGAUCAGCUCUCUGUCAGUAUGGGGGAGCUGUUGGCGCAGAGGCAGAGGCUGGCACUGGAGAGAGAGCGCAUGCACGCUCAACUCGAGCACUUCCGGAGGUGCUUGGUACUGCCCACAGGGCACUUGCGCAGGGGCCACUAUAAGGGACUUCCCCCGAGGUGACCGCACACGCCCUGCUGACGCACGGUCAGGGGUCUGGGCGAGCAGAGCCCGGCUCCUUGGCUCCUUUGGGGCGAGAGUCCUGCACUCAAGGAUGAGGAAGAGAAGGGGAUAUAAAGAGGAAACUGUAAUAGCUGCUCAGUGCAGCAGAGGAGCAACUGGCUGUAGAUGCACUCGCUAGAAGUGAGGGUAUAAUUGGACAGUCUUGGAGUUGCACAAUGGUAUAAUAGCAUAAAACAGGACGCUGUCUGAUGUAUGACACAGUAACUAGCACUGGCAAGCUUAUCUGCUGUCCCUACUGCCAGACACUGCAAACACCAAAUUCCUCUAUGAAAAAAGCAUCCAAUCAUCCGCCUGCUGCACAAUCCCAAACUGGAGCGACUGAGAGUGAGAACCAAUGACAAAGGAGUAGGUUCAGGGAAACAGCCAACCAGUGACUUGAGGACUGCGAACAAAGUCCUCAAUAGCUUAGGCUUACAUCCUUCUUCCACUUGACACUCGCAAUGCACUUAAAAAUGAACUCUGAUCCCUCUUCUACUGAAACUGCAGCACAGAAGGACUUUAAAAGGGGAGGACUCGAUAUGUUUUAUUACUGAUUUUAGGAAGUUUUGAAAUUUGAAUAUUAUAGCUUCAAAAUCUGAUGUAUAUAUCGUUAAAACAGAGUUUUGUAUGAUUUUAGUAUUUAGUUUGAUUAUUUUACUAUUAUAAAGCCUGCCAUUUUGAAAUUGUAAUGCUUUUUAUGGGGGAAAACGAAUCAUAGGGCAUGUCUGCUGGACAGGACGGGAGAGGCGAAGCAGGAAAAAGGAGGACGAGAGGACAAAAGGAUUUAAACUCUGACGAGUGCAGCCUGCCCUCCACUACUGCCCAGUCCUAUGCUUGCCAUCAGUGAGGUCUGAUCAUCCUCUGCCCGAGCAGCCAACGAUCCACGCGUUGUCAUUUGAGCCGAUCACUUAUCCUUACAUAACUGCGUAGGGUCGGCGUUCACUCACGGCCCAAAGAUGCCACAGGGACAUUUCGCGUAUUCUCCUCCAGUAUAACCUUUGCGACAGCCCUUAGAAACAGUCCCCCACUCCAGAGGAUACAGUCUGAAGUGCCACAGUAUUUGUAAUGCUAUUUCCUCCACUGAUAUUGUUAAAGGAGCACUUACAUGAGACACUGCACGAAAGCUACUGAAGUGGGUCAGGAAGAGACCGCAGCGUAACGUUUACAAACAGUGUGUUCUGGCCACAGAGAACGCUUUGGUGAACUCUUCCCAACAUGCACUAAAAGAAAACGCAGCCUAAAGCCUAAAAAACCAAAAAAGAAGUCUAAACACAAUUCAUUAUGAUGACUGGACAAACAUCUGGAAGUCAAACUCUGAAUCAUGUUGAAAAUAUAAAGCGUUACCGCAACUAGUUAGUGUAUUGAGGCUGCAGGCAAGGAGCACAUAAAAUGACGUACCAGACCCCCCCUUUUUAAUGCUGUGAAAUGUUUUUAUUGUACCUUUUUCUUUGAAUGAAGUGUAAGGUAAUAUAUUACUUGUUGAAUGUAGUAAUAGUAAUUUAUGAAUAUAUUGCUGUAAGAGCAGGCAAAAG
This is a messenger RNA of Electrophorus electricus (electric eel), 5144 nucleotides long. RefSeq names its product genetic suppressor element 1-like. The record is from RefSeq and is a predicted model, not a curated record. Lineage: Eukaryota; Metazoa; Chordata; Actinopteri; Gymnotiformes; Gymnotidae.